AUGCGUACUAAUUCAAUCUGUAGUUUUUUUCACUUCUGUCAUGUUCAUUCUAACCAACCACCAGAACCAAUUCCUCCUCUCGAACCCACAGAAAUUGCGGACGACAGUAGUGAAGAUGAAGCAGCUCCGCCUCCGAUACUUCGGCAGAGCCGUUCUAGAAUAUCGAUGCUCGAAGAGGCAUCUGCAAAAUCGGCUGCAACUGAACAGAGCAAAGAAAAUUCCAGAUUCCUUGAAGUCGAUGAGUUAGGUUUUCCAACAGCACCAAUUGAGCCAGGACCUAUUUCGACCUACUCCUUCCGAAACUUCUUCUCCGCUAUCAACUUCCUGCACAUUAUGCACAAGAUUACCCGCGACAAGGCUCAUAGGUGUUUACUCCUUGUGCAGUAUAAAUGUAGCGCCGUGCUACGGAAGGGUCUCAAGAUACCGGACCCGCACCUUCGUCUAUAUACUCUCAAGCUGUUUAAGUCACAAGUUCCUUACUGUGGUAGGAAAUGGCGGUUAAGCCACAUGAGAGUUAUAACGGCGAUCUAUCUAUAUUGUCGGCCUGAGCUCCGCGAUGAUUGGCUUGCUGGCGGUGAUGUUGAUGCCGAGGUGGAGGAAUCGCUACCAAUGGAACAAGCACUACGAGGGUUAACCCACUGGUGGCAUGUUAGGCAGUACAAGGAUGUCUUGUCUACUGAGAAUGGGAAACCAUUGGUAGAGGAAGAGCGGGAUUUUUUCACACGAGAACUGGAGAAAAUUGGGUGGGGGUGGUUCGGAGAAGAGCUAAAUAAUGGUGUUGAUGAGGACGGAGAAUUUGUGCCUCAUAUUGGAGGAGGCCCUGAAUUAGAGAAAGCCAUACAGAUGGAGGCUUGGUAA
Molecule: messenger RNA, 858 nt
Organism: Trichophyton rubrum CBS 118892
Lineage: Eukaryota; Fungi; Ascomycota; Eurotiomycetes; Onygenales; Arthrodermataceae
Exons: 1
Coding region: 1-858 (285 amino acids)
Biological process (GO): cytoskeleton organization
Cellular component (GO): cytosol
Source: RefSeq, a predicted model, not a curated record